UGUGAACUUCAUCAUCUCACAUUUCGACUACGGACGCUACUUUGGGAUACCCCUCAUCCUAACGAGAUAGCUUUAGCUACAUCUCCAUGUCUACAAAAGGUCAAGAUUUUCUGCUCCUGGCGAGAUUCAGAUGGCGACGAUGAUUUCAAUCAGGAGGCGAUUAUGGAGCUUGUUGCUCAUCUUGCUCCUAAUCUGAAACAAGUUACUAUGGUCAAAUUUACUCCGAACCUAUCACCAAAAUACAACCGCCCGCGAGGCCGAUGGCAAGGCCUUCCAGGAUUUAUCCCUGAAAAGAUAGGGUCGUUGACCUCUCUGUCAGUCAUCGGAAACCCAAACCUCCGGUCGCCAGAACUUAUUGAUGCGUGGGCUAAGUUUACGGAUUUUGGUUGGCUCCAACACCUGAAUCUCGGGGGUACUGGAUACGGGGGUUUAAGUAGUGAGUUGAUGAGUUAUAUUUCUCAUAACUACUCCUUCCCUCGAUUAAGGACUCUUGGUCUUGUGCUCACACGUGAUGAUGGCCGGGAGGAGAAGCCUCAUUAUGGCGAUAAUAUCAUUGCCUUUUUCACAUCCCUGAAGCCUCUUGAAGAGCUUUCAAUAUCUGGCCCCCUUGAGCCCAAGAUUAUUGAUACUAUUCUAUGCCGGCAUGGCCGGACGUUGACAAAGCUCGUUCUACAUCCGGUAGAAGCAAUACCCUAUGGAUCUAAUUUUCGGCGAGAAAUGCCUUUGAUCUUUACAAAAGAGAACAUUCUUAAAAUUCAGGCAGAGUGUUUGAAAUUAGAAGAACUGGUCAUUCCUGUUAAGCGCAUGAAGUCCAAUAAAGCUGAAGUUGGGGUAUACAAAAGCUUUGCUAAGAUGGAGUGUUUACGAUCUCUCUUUCUCAUUCUCGACUGCUCGGAUUGGCGGCUCUACCGAGAUAUAACCUAUGAUCCUUCACUUGAACCUGAAUUUGAUGAUUUCGACCUACAGACUUGGUCGAAUCAUAUAAAGAAUGGCCAUCUGCGGACAGCCUUGAUGAACUGUGCCGUGGAUGAGACACUGGCACGGUCAAUCUGGGAUUUAAUCUCUCAAAAUAAGGCUGGUAGACAGCUGGAGUCUCUCAGACUGUGGACUACCGGGGCUGGCACAUUCGGCAGUAGAGACAGAACGAGGAGACUUCCUCGGGACGACAAAGACGCUAUCGCCGUUAUGGAGAUUGGUCAAUUUGCAAGAGAGGCUCAUGAUCAAGAGUAUAGAGAGUCGAGAAAAAACAGGCUGAGGUUUUUCAAGAUGAGGGAUUAUGAAGCGAGUUUAACACCUGAGCAACGAGAAGGUGAGGUUGCGAAAUACGGAGAACUUCAACAACCACCAGACUCAGAUUCGGAUUACGACUUAGAUGAAGCUCGCGCAAAGAUAUCUAGUCGUAUUUGGCCCCGUACGGAGGGGAGUAAGAAUUGGCGGGAUGACUGGUCAAGUCUCCCUUUAGAGGUUUAA
Clonostachys byssicola is the source of this 1470-nucleotide messenger RNA. The record is from the annotation of a GenBank genome assembly. NCBI's taxonomy places the organism in Eukaryota, Fungi, Ascomycota, Sordariomycetes, Hypocreales, Bionectriaceae.